Molecule: messenger RNA, 1323 nt
Organism: Theileria equi strain WA
Lineage: Eukaryota; Apicomplexa; Aconoidasida; Piroplasmida; Theileriidae
Exons: 1
Coding region: 1-1323 (440 amino acids)
Source: RefSeq, a predicted model, not a curated record
AUGACUCAACAAGAAGUAACCAUCGAGUUCAAAUAUAAUCACAAUGCAAAUGGUGGAGAUCAUACGUACCAAGCAAGUACUAUCGGUGGUAAUAACGUUAAAAUUACCGUGAGAAAAUCUGAAGAACCUAGUGGAUCUGACUUCUACAGGUAUACUCAUACUCUGCAGAAUGGAGGAAGUUUUACACUAAAGACAGUACUGGAUGAUAGUGGUAAAAAAAUUAAUAUUCCUGAACCUAAAGGUGUUUCAGAACUCCGAAAGAUUAAUCUUGAAAAGGUAACUUCAGUUUCCGCCUAUUGCUGGAAUGGAAAUCCUACUAAGGUUCUCAUAAUAGGGAUUACUACCACUGAUAGAGGAACUACCUAUUAUGGGAAUAGAAAGAGUGCUGAUGGUAAUAAUGAGUGGACCAGACUUCAUGGAGGUUCUAGACCUAAUCUCAUAAAUGGUGACAUUGAAAGAACACUAGAUGAUCUGGUUUGUGAACAUCAUGGUGCUGUUACCAUAGAUCUUAGCAAGGGUACAUCCAUGAGUGGUAAUAAGCCAUAUUGUUGCCGUUGUGAUGGUCAUAAUAAUACCAAGAUCUCUCUUUCUUCUGGGAAAGUUCCAGCUGUCCCUACUGUUGAGUACUACAAGCACACCAUUAAUAGUGGACAGCUUGCAAGGAUAAGGUACUACUUUGACGGUGUAGGUACUGAUCCCAGGAAGACUAAUGACCCCGAUAAAAGAAGACGUAUAAAGUCCCCUGAGCUAGGCUUCCCAACAUUAAGCGUACAAGCUGUUUAUGCAUUCUAUUGCGGAGGAAAUCCAGUAUUGAUAUAUAUCGAAGGUAAUGGAGACGGUGGAACAAACAGCUGGUACAAGAAGCCUACUAGUAAUGGUAAUACAGAUGAACAGUGGACAAAAGUACAGGAUCUCAAAGACAUAACACCUGAUAAUAUUACAGAAUGUGAGCAAUAUAACAAACUUGCGGCAGAACUAAGUUGUGCAAGAACUGUACCAUGUCCUCUUCCUCAAUCACCACCUCCUCCUCUUGCUCCAUCAUCUAACAUAGAUUCUGGUGCUAGUGGUCCUCACCCUGCUCAACAAAAAGCUGAAUCUGCUCCUCAUACUCCUACUGCUUCUGAAGAUGAAGCUCUUGCUGCUAAUCCUCCUCAAACUGAAGAAACUCCUAAAACUGCAAAAUCUAUUGGACUUCUUCUUACUGGUAGCUCUGCACUAGCUGGAUAUGUCGUCCCUUCUGUUUUUGGUGGAAGUGGCGCAGUUGGUCUGGCAGGUUAUCAUUUAUAUAAGAAUUCUAGAGAUCCUUGGGUUAGACAGAUUUAA